GGUGACAACGGACGUCCUCUAUGUCACAUCCUGUUAACCUCUCCCGAUGUUGCGUGUUGCAGGGACGAGUCCCCCGGAAGUCAGCUGGUCACAGACAAGUUCCACGUGGAUUGGGAUUCCGUGUUGAUGAACACGGAUCAUGUGAUCGUGGCGCGCUUCGACGGGCGAGGGAGCGGGUUCCAGGGGCUGAAGAUUCUGCAGGAAGUUCACCGAGGACUCGGAUCUGUGGAAGUGAAGGACCACGUAGCUGCUGUAGAGCGGGUGUUGCGGGAGCCGUAUAUCGAUCCCGACAGACUCAGCAUAUUCGGGAAGGGCUACGGCGGAUACAUCGCGUCUAUGAUCCUGAAGGCCAAUGAUCGCCUCUUCAAAUGUGGAGCGCUGAUCGCCCCGAUCACUGACAUGCGAUUAUAUGCUUCUGCGUUUUCAGAGCGAUACCUGGGAAUGCCGAGCACAGACGAGAACACUUAUCAGGCAUCCAGCGUGCUGCACAACAUUCAGGGCUUCAAAGAGAAGAACCUUUUACUGAUCCACGGCACGGCGGAUGCAAAAGUCCAUUUUCAGCAUUCAGCCGAAUUAAUCAAACAAUUGAUCAAAGCCGGAGUGAAUCACACGACACAGGUCUAUCCAGAUGAAGGUCACAUGAUCUCAUCGGAGAAGAGCCGCUUUCACCUCUACAGCACGCUGCUGCGCUUCUUCAGUGAAUGUUCCCAGGCGGAUGUGCAGGCGGCACCGCAGGAAGUGGAAGAAGAUGAAUGAAGAGCAGAAGAGAUGUUCCUGAAUCCUCAGAGGCCCUCGGGGGUGGGGACUGUAUGGCAUCAGAGGCCCUCGGGGGUGGGGACUGUAUGGCAUCAGAGGCCCUCGGGGGUGGGGACUGUAUGACAUCAGCACACUGGAAAGCCCAACCUGCGGGUCUCCGCGGAAGGAUUUCCGAUCCCGGAUCGGCAGUUUUGGAUACGAUUAGUGUAGUGCAUGUUUUCUUCUGUUCCUCCUCCUCCAAGACGUUGUACUAACCUUUCA
Molecule: messenger RNA, 1017 nt
Organism: Nanorana parkeri
Lineage: Eukaryota; Metazoa; Chordata; Amphibia; Anura; Dicroglossidae
Product: inactive dipeptidyl peptidase 10-like
Exons: 7
Biological process (GO): proteolysis
Molecular function (GO): serine-type peptidase activity; dipeptidyl-peptidase activity
Source: RefSeq, a predicted model, not a curated record